Molecule: messenger RNA, 609 nt
Organism: Galeopterus variegatus (Sunda flying lemur)
Lineage: Eukaryota; Metazoa; Chordata; Mammalia; Dermoptera; Cynocephalidae
Gene: TMEM26
Product: transmembrane protein 26
Exons: 4
Coding region: 1-609 (202 amino acids)
Source: RefSeq, a predicted model, not a curated record
AUGGGGGUCCUGGUCCUCCUCAACGCGCUGGCCACCCGGCUGCUGUUCGUGCUGCACUCGCUGGUGGGGGUCUGGCGAGUGACCGAGGUGAAAAAGGAACCGCGAUACUGGCUGCUGGCACUGCUCAACCUCUUGCUGUUCCUGGAGACGGCGCUCACCCUCAAGUUCAGGCGCGGCAGAGGCUACAAAUGGUUUUCACCAGCCAUAUUUUUAUAUCUGAUUAGCAUCGUCCCGUCUUUAUGGCUUCUUGAAAUGCAUCAUGAGACCCAGCAUUGCAGUGUCCAAUCUGAAGGGAUGUCAAAGAAUACCAGCAGAAAAGACAACUUCAAUCAAACACUGACGUCCAAUGAACAAACCAGUGGAGCAAAUGAUCUCAUUGAGACGGCCCAAGGUUUUGUAAAUAACUUAUCUACAGUAUGUGAGAAAGUCUGGACUUUGGGACUCCAUCAGACAUUCCUGUUAAUGCUAAUAAUUGGAAGAUGGCUUCUACCCAUUGGAGGCGGGAUCACUCGAGACCAACUCUCUCAACUUCUCCUUAUUUUUGUGGGGACAGCUGCUGACAUACUGGAAUUCACAAGUGAGACCCUGGAAGAACAGAAUGUAAGGUGA